Grammomys surdaster is the source of this 510-nucleotide messenger RNA. Its product is annotated as keratin-associated protein 13-2-like. The record is from RefSeq and is a predicted model, not a curated record. The transcript has a single exon. Lineage: Eukaryota; Metazoa; Chordata; Mammalia; Rodentia; Muridae. Bases 1 to 510 code for a protein of 169 amino acids.
AUGGCCUACAGCUGCUGCUCUGGAAACUUCUCCUCUCGCUCCCUUAGGAGCUGCCUGCCCUCCUCAGGAUCCUGCCGUGGCUCUUCCUACCCUAGCAACCUGGUCUACACCACCACCAGCUAUUCUCCCAGCACCUGCCAACUUGGAUCCUCUCUGAACAAUGGCUGCCAGGAGACCUGCGUUGAGCCCAUCAGCUGCCAGAGGUCCUGUGUGGUGUCCAGCCCCUGCCAGAAGCCCUGCUACUACCCCAGGAGCUCCACACCCUGCAGUCCCUGCCAGGGGACAUAUGCUGGCUCUCUGGGCUUUGGGUCCAGCAGCUGCAGUUCCCUGGGCUAUGGAUGGAGAAGCUGCUACCCAGUGGGCUGUGGAAAUGGCUUCAGACCACUGAAUUAUGGAAUCUAUAGCUUUCCUUCCAGAUAUUACAGAUCUGCUGUCUGUACUCCACUUUCAUUCCCUUCUAGGGAUUUCUAUUCUUGUUACCAGCCAUUCUAUACAUCUCGCUACUGUUGA